CCCCCCCCCCUCCUUUUCCUCUUCCAAUCCAAGGGAAAGGGAGCGGGAGCGCGCCUCUGCUGCACCCAGAGAGAGAGAGGAGCCGAGGAAGGAGCCAGACUUGGAGUCUGAUCCCAAAGCUCUGUCUCCCUUGGAAGGAGGGGGAAAAGAGAAGGAUCCCUCUGGAGCUCGGGCACAAAGGCAGGGAGAGACAGACAGACAGAAGGAGGAGGAGAGCACAAUGGAGGCGCCUCGCUUGGAUCACCAUCCCAUAAGCAGCCCCACCAGUCCCUGCGAGGAUGUCAUCAAGAACCUCAGCCUGGAGGCCAUCCAGCUCUGCGACCGGGAUGGAAAUAAAUCACAAGAUAGUGGCAUUGCAGAAAUGGAAGAGCUUCCGGUUCCACACAACAUCAAGAUCAGCAACAUCACCUGCGAUUCAUUCAAGAUUUCAUGGGACAUGGAUUCCAAAUCCAAGGAGCGCAUCACUCACUACUUCAUUGACCUAAACAAGAAAGAGAACAAGAAUUCCAACAAAUUUAAGCAUAAGGAUGUGCCCACAAAACUAGUGGCCAAAGCUGUCCCUUUGCCAAUGACUGUUCGUGGACACUGGUUUCUGAGCCCAAGAACCGAGUAUACAGUGGCUGUACAGACUGCGUCAAAGCAAGUUGAUGGCGAUUACAUGGUUUCAGAGUGGAGUGAAAUCAUCGAAUUCUGUACAGCAGAUUAUUCAAAGGUUCACCUAACACAGCUUUUGGAGAAAGCGGAAGUGAUUGCAGGACGCAUGCUGAAGUUUUCAGUCUUCUAUCGAAACCAGCACAAAGAAUACUUUGACUACAUCAGAGAGCAGCAUGGAAGUGUUCUGCAGCCUUCAGUCAAGGAUAACAGUGGGAGCCAUGGCUCUCCAAUCAGCGGGAAGCUGGAGGGCAUCUUCUUUAGCUGCAACACUGAAUUCAACACUGGGAAGCCACCCCAAGAUUCACCGUAUGGAAGAUACAGGUUUGAGAUCAUGGCAGAAAAACUUUUCAACCCAAAUACCAACUUGUACUUUGGGGACUUCUACUGCAUGUACACGGCUUACCACUACGUCAUCCUCGUCCUCGCACCCAUCGGGUCGCCGGGAGAUGAAUUCUGUAAGCAGCGCCUCCCUCAGCUGAACUUGCAGGAUAACAAUUUUUUAACCUGCACUGAAGAAGAUGGGGUCAUGGUUUACCACCAUGCCCAGGAUGUAAUCUUGGAAGUGAUUUACACUGACCCUGUGGAUCUCUCCCUUGGCACAGUUGCAGAAAUUACUGGUCAUCAGUUAAUGAGCUUGUCGACUGCCAAUGCUAAGAAAGAUCCCAGCUGCAAGACGUGUAACAUCAGUGUUGGACGUUAAUGUCAACCCCUUCCCUUUUCCCUUAGGAGCCUUCUCUGUUGCCUAUUCCCAUUGUCAGCUGUUCUCAUCAGACGCAUGCAUAAUGCUGUUCUUACCAAAAGCAGACACAAGUGAUCAAAUUCUUCAAUAGUAUUCUUUGAGCAGAACUACAUGUCCAAGCGGAUACCUGCCGAAAUGGCAUCCUCUGUCAAGUGUUGUCCUUCCCUCCUGUAAUGCUUAAGGUUGGCAACAUAUUCAUGGUGCUGGGAUGUUCUCUCUCUCAUGUUUAUGUGGCUCUUUAUCCCUAUCCACCAGGCUUGAUGGAUUGUGGUGGGAACCACAUAACAGGACAGCAUUACAGGGAGGGUAAGCAGGCCACACUGGAGUCCCCGGUGACGCAGUGGGUUAAACCCCUGUGCCGGCAGGACUGAAGACCGACGGGUUCAAAUCCGGGGAGAGGCGGAUGAGCUCCCUCUAUCAACUCCAGCUCCUCAUGCGGGGACAUGAGAGAAGCCUCCCACAAGGAUGAUAAAAACAUCAAAUCAUCCAGGCGUCCCCUGGGCAACGUCCUUGCAGACAGCCAAUUCUCUCACACCAGAAGCGACUUGCAGUUUCUCAAGUUGCUCCUGACAUGACAAAAAGCAGGCCACAGGUUACAAGAUGGGAGGAGCAGCAGAAGAGGAAACAGUCUGGGCAUGAUGUUAUCAGUGGCAGUUCUGUAUCCAGUGUGACAUGUAGUUCUGCCCUUUGUAUUUCUUCCCACCUAUCCUCCCGUUCUGGUCCACCAGUGCUUUCAACUGUUAGAACUCUUGGGUUUUUCUUUAUAGCGACCAUUUAUAUAUCUAGAUGCUGCAAUUGGUGUUAAAUUUUCUUUGUCCCUCCCCCCCUGUUUCUUCAUAUUGCCAAAUGUAACAAAUCUAUAUAAACAAGCUUUAGCAAAAUAAAAACUACUGGCUUCUAAAUGGUGUUUAAAUAUGCAUUCAUUUUAAUCUACUGAACAACUUAACUGGGAUCUCUCCAAACAGCAUGAACUGCAGCAUGAUUGAACUCACAGCCUAGAAAAAAAAAAUGUCAGCACUUCCAAUGUGUUGUUUGACAGUGUUAUUUAUGUUAUUUAUCUUAGCUAACAAACCAACCGACCCUGUGUUUCAACUUAAUAAAUAGAAAAAUAUUUUAUUUGUACCGUUGUAUAAAAUAUUAUACAAUCAUAUAGAAUAUAUAGAUUACAUUUUAAUAGCAACUGUAUACAUAUGUCAUGAAACCAUUUUCCCUUAUCAAAGAUGUAGUUUGUAAACUUCAAAUACUUGUGUAUGUUCCUGUUGCUCUUACAUGACUUUUAAUUAAAACAGAUUUAUGAAGGA
Molecule: messenger RNA, 2694 nt
Organism: Anolis sagrei ordinatus
Lineage: Eukaryota; Metazoa; Chordata; Lepidosauria; Squamata; Anolidae
Gene: PHYHIPL
Product: phytanoyl-CoA 2-hydroxylase interacting protein like
Cellular component (GO): cytoplasm
Molecular function (GO): protein binding
Source: RefSeq, a predicted model, not a curated record